This is a messenger RNA of Myripristis murdjan (pinecone soldierfish), 2782 nucleotides long. Its product is annotated as fibroblast growth factor receptor substrate 2. Lineage: Eukaryota; Metazoa; Chordata; Actinopteri; Holocentriformes; Holocentridae. Gene Ontology annotation, biological process: fibroblast growth factor receptor signaling pathway. The transcript has 7 exons. Gene Ontology annotation, cellular component: cytoplasm; cell-cell junction. The record is from RefSeq and is a predicted model, not a curated record. Bases 567 to 2255 code for a protein of 562 amino acids. Gene Ontology annotation, molecular function: fibroblast growth factor receptor binding; transmembrane receptor protein tyrosine kinase adaptor activity.
CGCAUGCGCACUGGGCCGAGGCUUCACCACAUUGGAGAUUCCUGCCUCUAACUCUCGGAAGUUUAGCCAAGUUGCAGUGAUUUAGCCCAGCAGGCUAGCAGGAUAAAAGACGGUGCGACCAAAGCAAACUUCGUUUUCAGGGAGAAAAAAGUGGAUAUCGGCGGACUUUUUUAGCCUACAGUGAACCAUGAAGGAUUAUUGAUGGAUUUAAGCUGUUUUUCAUUGUUUCGUUUUCGCAAACGUGAGCGUUAGCCACCUUUGAAAGAAGUUGUGAUUGUUUUUUUGGCGCUCUAGCAACGCAGAGGAAAGAUGGUGGAUCUGCUAGUGUAGCAGCAGGCUAACGCUAGCUAACUUGUUGGUUUACUAGCUAGCGUCGUUUGGUGAUAACCCGGAGUUGUUGGUUCAGUAACGUUAUCUGGAUGUCCGAAAAGUUUGGAUGUUUUCACUCCCCAAUUGCUGUUCAUGUUGGCAAAGCAGAAAAAGCAUGAGUGUCACUCAGGCACUGAGAAUGGAACCAGGGGCACUGGUGGCAGGAUCUAGACAUCAGAUGGUGCUCUGAAGAAGCCAUGGGUAGCUGCUUAAGCUGUCCAGAGAAAGAGUCAAUUCCAGAUAAUCAUCAAAGCAAAUUCAAGGUGAUCAACGUGGACGACGAUGGGAACGAGCUGGGCUCUGGCGUGAUGGAGCUGACUGAGGCCGAGCUGGUCCUCCACACCCAUCGCCGUGACGAUGUCAGGUGGCCCUACUUGUGCCUGCGGCGCUAUGGCUAUGACUCCAACCUCUUCUCCUUUGAGAGCGGCCGCCGCUGCCAAACAGGCCAGGGGAUCUUUGCCUUCAAGUGUGCCCGGGCAGAAGAGAUCUUCAACAUGCUGCAGGAGGUCAUGCACAGCCACAGCAUCAGCGUGGUGGAGGAGGCCGUGCUGGAACCCAACCACCAAGCUGCACACACACCACACACUCCUGCAGCUCUGGGUUACUCUGUGCCCACGGUGCCAAACGGUGUGACCAGAAUUCCCUCUGUGGGCGAGGUCCCAUCACACCCUUCCACCCGCCACCCGUCUGUGGCGAGCACCCGUCUGCCCUCAGUGGGAGAAGAGUCUACACACCCCCUACUAGUGGCUGACGAGGCGGUUCACACCUACGUCAAUACCACGGGGCUGCUGGAGGACCAGCCCAGCCCGCUGACAGUCACAACCCCUCUGGAGAGUCCUGGCUCUCCGCAGUCACAGUGUCCUCCGACCCCUCCACCUCCCCCAAGGGUCCGCACUGAGCCCCCGGCCCCGCCAGCCCAGCCGGAGCCACAGGUGCUGCUGGAGCCCCAGGGGGUGCGCUUCGUUCUGGGACCCACCCCUGUUCAGAGGCAGCUGAUGGCCAAGGAGAAAGAGAAGCGGCAGCAGGAGGCGAGGGAGUCCAGGGACGCCGAGGAGCCCAGAGAGACUAAUGGCCAAACGGACACUCAGCAAAGUGCCAAGGAGGCCCCCACCGAGGCAGAGCCGACCCCCACACACUCCAACGGCUCCUCCUCCACCUCCUCAAACCCAGCCACAGCCCCUCGCCGCCACCGCCCACCCCCCCUGACCCCCGACGUUCAGAAUGUCAACAACUCAGCCCAGCGGCGCACCGCCUUAUUGGACUACGAGAACCUGCCGGUGUUGCCGCCCGUCUGGGAGGCGAGGAAGCCGAGCUCCGAGGACGAGGAGAACGGUCGCAGCAGCAGCAGCAGCCUAAAGACGCCCUCGCUCAACGGCUACAACCACCAUCACCACCACCACCACGGCCUGCUGCACCACUCCUACUCCCACCCGCUGUCCGCCCACCCGCUGUCAGCAGCCCUGGAGCCCUCCCACAACUACGUGAACACCGAGAACGUGACGGCACCACUCAGCGCCCACCGGCCUGAUACGGCCCGCCGCCGCACUGAUGGACCCACCGUCUUCAACUUUGACUUCCGCCGGCCGCCACUACCGGGCCACCCCGAGCCGCCCAAGACGCUCAACUACAUCGAGGUGGAGAUGGACAACAGCGCCGGGGCGGGCAACAAGGGUGCCUCGGACGGCAGCAACCCCCACACGCCCCGUACCCCCACCUCCCCGCUGCCGCCCAGCACCCCCACGCGCCGCACCGAGCUCUACGCCCUCAUCGACAUCGAGCGUACCGCCGCCAUGUCCAACCUGCAGAAGGCCCGGCCGCGUGAUGACGGCACGUCGCGCAAAACGCGGCACAACAGCACCGAGCUGCCCACCAAAAGCACUGUCUGACCACGCACCUUUUUCCUAUUAACCUUUUUGUUUUGUUUUUUCUAAAUACGAUACACAGAGGCACGAAUGGUGCCAUCUUUAUAUUCACAUAAUGGAGAGACAUCGGAGAUGCAAAUAAGAGACUCCGCAAGUAAAAGUCUUAAAAAUGAGUUAACUGACUUUGUGUGGUUACCUGUAAAUGAAUUCAGGUAGACCAAAAAAAUUAAACCUAGGUACUUGCCAUAUACCAAUUUAUUCCUAUGGUAAUAUAAUACCUCUCUUCCUUCACUCAUUCUACAGUGCAUUUGGGUUGUUUAUUAUGUUAAUAAGACUGGACUGCAUUCCUCCUCCUCCUCACCCAUUCCCUCUCCUUAUAUGGUACAAAUCAGUAUUACUGAACAAAGCAUUCCAUUUAGCCUUUUUUUAUAUGAUUCACUACAUGCUGCUGUAAUUUCAGUAUCCAAGGAUUACAUGGUACACUACAUUAUGUUUCUGACUAUGUACAGUAGAUUCUGGCACAAUAAAUGUCUGUUCUGUUUUUAUUUGUA